AUGAGCAGAGCGCAGCUGACGCGGACGGGGAUCCUGCGGAUGGCGCUGGGCGGCGGCGGCGCCGACCCGCUGCUGCCGGCGGAGGGCGGCGGGGGCCGGCGGGCGCCCUUCCUGCUGCGGGCGCUGCGCAUCGCCGUGGUGGUCUGCCUCUACUGGUUCACCUCCAUCGCCAUGGUCUUCCUCAACAAGUACCUGCUGGACAGCCCCUCGCUGCGCCUCGACGCCCCUCUCUUCGUCACCUUCUUCCAGUGCGCCCUGACCGCCGCCCUCUGCCUGGGCCUCAGCCUGGGGGCGGCCUGCGGGCCCCCCUGCGCCGGCCUGCCCGCCCUCCGCCUCGACCCCAAGGUGUCCCGCAGCGUCCUGCCCCUCUCCGCCGUCUUCAUCGGCAUGGUCACCUCCAACAACCUCUGCCUCAAGCAUGUCGGCGUGGCCUUCUACAACGUGGGGCGCUCCCUCACCACCGUGUUCAACGUGCUGCUGUCCUACCUGCUCCUCAAGCAGACCACCUCCCUCUAUGCCCUUCUGGCCUGCGGAGUCAUCAUAGGUGGCUUCUGGCUGGGUGUUGACCAGGAAGGAGCAGAGGGCACUCUGUCCUGGACAGGUAUAUUCUUUGGGAUCUUAGCAAGCCUUUGUGUCUCUCUCAAUGCCAUCUACACCAAGAAGGUGCUGCCUGUGGUGGAUGGUAGCAUCUGGCGCCUCACCUUCUACAACAACAUCAACGCUUGUGUCCUCUUCUUCCCCCUCAUGGUGCUGCUGGGCGAGUUCCGCACCCUCUACCACUUUGACAAGCUGGGGAGCCCCAGUUUUUGGGGCAUGAUGACCCUGGGGGGAGUGUUUGGCUUUGCCAUUGGGUACGUGACUGGACUUCAAAUUAAGUUCACUAGCCCACUCACCCACAACGUGUCUGGGACAGCCAAGGCCUGUGCACAAACAGUGCUGGCUGUCAUCUACUUUGAGGAGACAAAGAGCUUCUUGUGGUGGACGAGUAACCUGAUGGUUCUGGGGGGCUCCUUUGCCUACACAUGGGUGAAAGGACUGGAGAUGAGAAAGGUGCAAGAGGAUCCUAAUGUCAAAAGCAGUGAAAGAAAUGAGACUGGUGUGUAGGUGGCUCCUGCACCUCUAUUUUUGGGCCUGGGAGGGAUAACCUUUGGUGCUCCUUUCCUCCUGGGGAGAAGAAGAGCAAGAAGCAGGAAAAAAUGCACCUGCAAAGUGUAUGGGGAACUGUGUCAGGAACCAGAGCCAAAGACCUGACUGGAUCACGUUUUGUCUCACCCUGUGUCAGAGUUGGGGAGAGCAUGUGUUGUAGAGAUCAACUGGGGAUUUUUUUUGUGAUUGUUUUUUAAAAUGGAUGUUGUUAUUAACCUAAUCUGGAAAAUUCACAUCUCGGUGGGGGGGGGAGGAGGGAUGGGCUCAUGUCGGUCAAAGACUGGAAUGGGAGGUUUGUGUAGCUAGGGAUCUAGAAUUAACUGAAUGAAUGCAAUCUGAAGUUAUAAAAUCCUCAACCUGCAGGUAAGGAAGAGGCAAGUAGCCAGACUGUUUGGGCUAGGCUUUAGUAAACUGUUCUGCUGUAUAAGGCUUUUGCAACAGUUGUUUUUCCUGUUGCCCUAUUCAGUGCAGAGGAUGGAAAUUGUCUCCCAUCUGGCUAUGUACAAGUCUAAGUAACAGCAGUGCCUCCAAAA
Molecule: messenger RNA, 1679 nt
Organism: Sturnus vulgaris (Common starling)
Lineage: Eukaryota; Metazoa; Chordata; Aves; Passeriformes; Sturnidae
Gene: SLC35C1
Product: solute carrier family 35 member C1
Source: RefSeq, a predicted model, not a curated record